AAAAAAAAUUUUUUUUUUCUCUCCGUUUUUUUUAUAACUUACCGUUUAAUCUUAAAUAUACCAAACUUUAUUUCUUUAAAUAACUAUUUUUUAUUUUUUAAACACGAACAAAAGAUGGUAUACUUUUUUAACAAGGGUUCAAAUAAAAAAAGAAAGAAAAUAUAUAAAUUUAAAUAUGAAGAUACAACAUUGCAUAAUGAAUUUUAUGGAUACUUAAAUCCAUCGCAAACUUAUUCUAUUAUAUCUUUAAAGAGAUUUGUAGACCAUGGAUUAGAUUGUAACAGAUAUCGUUUUGGUAAAGUAACAAAUAGUAAUCAACUAAGAAAUAAUAAAUUUUCAAAUAUUGCCGGCGUUUGUGAUUUAACAAUUUUAUUCGAGAAUUCUGCUAGUGGGCUAAAUAAUAUUAGAAUUAAUGGUUCUACCACUACUCCUCCGGGUAAUGGUAAAAAGGUUGAAAAGAAAAUACAUAAUGUUUUAGUAUUGAAAGAAUCUGAUGUGGAAUUUAGAUUAGGAAAUGAUUUUAUUUCAGACACUAAUGCUGUGAUCGAACCUAAACCAAGAAGUAAUUAUAAUAAUAGAAAAUAUACUCAUCAACUGAGAUUUAAAGAUGGUGUUAUCGUGGAUUUAGAAAAAGUCGACAAUUUACAUGAUUUUGACGAAGAAGAGGAAAAUGUAAGCAGCGAUGAAGAUGAUUUUGAUGAAAACGAUGACUAUAAUGAUGAGAAUAGUAUCGCGUCAGAUACAUCAAAUGGAUGUUCAAAACACAAACUUCAUAAUAAAGUGAUCAAGUACAAAUUUUUCAAUAAUUUUUUGAUAAAAUUGAAUAAUCACGUAGGAUUCUGGAAUUUUAUGAUUAUUAUUACUCUGUUAUUCAUAAUUUUUACCGUUUCGUAUUGUUCUCAUAAGACUCAUUCAUUAGUUGAGGAAUUGGUUAUUCCACCUUAUAAUAAUCAAUUUACUAAGCCAGGUAUAGACGAUAAACUUGAGGAUUAUGUAAGAAAAUUAAAAGCUACCACAUCAUUUCUUGAAUUAUUUGAUCUCGAUAAACGGCAAAAUCCUAAAACACCUAGAAUACAAAAAGCAUCGUCAUCAGCAUCAUCAGCAUCAUCAGCAUCAACAACACCAUCAUUAUCAUCACAACAAAAAGAAGAAGGAGAUAGAGUAGAAGGUGAAGAAGAGUUAUACACAAAUUUAGUAAAAUAUACUGAAAGUUUAGAUAAUACAAAAAGGACAUUAUUAGAUAUGUAUAAUCAAGAAGUAACUUAUGCUUUCAUAUUUCAACAAAAUGUUGAAAAUUUAGCAAAAUAUUUAUCUUUAAAAAAGAGAAGAAAUAUUUUACGGAUGAUACCACUUAUAGGAGGUGAUGAAUAUUUUCCAUUGACGGAAAAUUUUAAAGGGUUAGUUAAUAAUGUUGAUAAUAUUAUUAAUAAUACUCUAUCAGUAAUGGAUGAAAUGAAUACAUUACAAGUUUAUUGUGAAAGAAUCAUAAAACAAGUAGAAAAGUUGAAAGAUGAAUUAAAAUCAUUUAUAGUUAAUGGUAAAUCAUUAACUGCUUGGUUAAAAACUUUAAUAACGAAAUUUACGAAAAAGGUUGAUAAUUUAGGUGAAAUUGAUUCUGAAACUGCUUUAAAAUGUCAAAAAUUAUUUAUUGCUUUAGAUAAUGAUUUACGUGAAUUAUUAGAUCUUUUCAAAGAUUUAAGAAUUAAUAUAACGUCUCAUUUAUCUAGUUUAUUUGAAUUUUCAGAACAUUUUAAAUUUACGGAAAGAUUAACUGAUUUAGAAAUCAACAUUAUUAAAAAACAUUUAGUAAAUUUACAAAACAAUCGUAGAAUUAUUUUUAGUGAAGUUAUUAAUAUCUUGAAAGAUGAUAAAGAUGAAGAUAUUUGUCCAGCACCCUCCCCAAUCUUUCCGUUAGUCCUUCCGUCCAAUAGUCAGUUAGCAUUGCAAAAUUUAUGAGGUGGUUGUUAUGAUGGUGUAUCAAUUAAAAAAAAAAAAAAA
Rhizophagus irregularis DAOM 181602=DAOM 197198 is the source of this 1998-nucleotide messenger RNA. RefSeq lists its product as uncharacterized. NCBI's taxonomy places the organism in Eukaryota, Fungi, Glomeromycota, Glomeromycetes, Glomerales, Glomeraceae. The record is from RefSeq and is a predicted model, not a curated record.